AUGUCUAAUGAAAUUAAAAUACACAAAUAUUUCGACCAAGAUCCUGCGAAUUGGAGCAUUCUCGGGUUUCUAAAUGAAUGCGAACUAGAACCUUUUGAAAUGAAAAUAGAUUCUUACGUAAAAUGGCUCAAAAAAAUCGUUGACUGCGAGCAAGACAUCAAGAAGAAAAGCGCUCAGGCGCUACUUGACAAUUAUCACAAGGCGAGCUCUUUGCCGAGCCACGAAACUGGUGUUGGCGCACCAGUUACCUCACUUGAGUUAUCUGAUGCCAAAGGCUCCUUGCCGAUCCAACAUCGGACCCACUGGGCACAGGAUCAAAAACCAGACCGCAAAAAAGCAAGAGAGUGGGAGCAGAAGCGCUCGCGUGGUAAAACUUACAUCCACCAGAUCGGAAAUGGAAAUGUAGUUGGUUUUAAUAGUAAUAUCAACAGCGGAACUUUCACUGGAUUAUCAAAAAGAGAGUCCAGUGAUGAUUUUAUCCGUCAACCAAAGCGGAAGAAAUUAUCGUUGUCAAAGGAUAAAAAAUCGAAUGUCUCAGUUAAAAAAGCUAAAACCACCGGCAGGAACAUGGAUGACGAUAUUGAUUAUCCAUUCAUCAGCGAUAAUAGAGCCAUUAAUUUAGCCGAGAGUUCUGAUUUUUCGAAAGAUAAUUCUUCAUCAUCAAGUUCCAUACGAGGUUCUGUUUCCUUCGAUAACCCCUUUGAUAACCAAUCACAAGAUCUUAAUAAUAGCACAAUACCUGGUUCAGAGACUGAAUCCAUUAAUGUAUUUAAUAGUAUAAGCAGUGAAGCAAAGGAUCAUGAGAUAGGACAGCAGGUGCUCGGGACCGGUAAUAAUGUAUCCAUUGAUAAUAUCGAUAAUCGUCGUUUAACUGAAAAACAUCGCCGGGAUACAAAUAAUGAAGAGGAGGAAAUGCCAAAUAUUGAAGGAGUUACGUCUCCGCUAAAAAAGAUAAAAACCGCUGAUAGAGCAGAAAACAUGGACG
Funneliformis caledonium is the source of this 985-nucleotide messenger RNA. The record is from the annotation of a GenBank genome assembly. Lineage: Eukaryota; Fungi; Glomeromycota; Glomeromycetes; Glomerales; Glomeraceae.